This is a messenger RNA of Populus euphratica (Euphrates poplar), 1289 nucleotides long. RefSeq names its product annexin D8-like. Gene Ontology annotation, cellular component: plasma membrane; cytoplasm. Gene Ontology annotation, molecular function: calcium-dependent phospholipid binding; phosphatidylserine binding; calcium ion binding. Lineage: Eukaryota; Viridiplantae; Streptophyta; Magnoliopsida; Malpighiales; Salicaceae. The record is from RefSeq and is a predicted model, not a curated record. The transcript is spliced from 4 exons. The coding region runs from base 181 to 1170 and encodes 329 amino acids. Gene Ontology annotation, biological process: response to salt stress; response to cold; response to heat.
AGAAAAAAAACCCAAUGUUUACGGCAUUGUCAAAAGCAUGGUAGAAAAUGACAAAUCCGAACAGCAGUCACCAUGAAAAGAUAGAUCCCUUCCUUGUCCUCCAAGCCUUGGUUGCAUUUAAACAAGUCAAAAGGGGGUCUCUUUGUUUACCUUGGAAACCAGAAUUCUGACGCUUCCGCUAUGGGUACCAAAAUCUUGACCUCUUCUAGCCAUGGCUUUGAGAAUGAAUGCAAAGAGAUUCAUGAUUCUUGGGGAAGGUUAAACCACUUGGUUCGAUCAUUGGCUGGCAGGUCCAAGCUUGAAAGGCAACAGAUUAGAGAGACUUACAAGGCCAUGUAUGGAGAAGAUAUGGUCAUUCUUCUCCAAAAGAUGCAAUCCCAAAACGGAUCAAAAGUAUGUGCAGCUAUAUAUAGGUGGAUGAUGGACACACAUGAACGUGAUGCUAUUGUUGCGAGGGAAGCUUUUGGAGAAGGUGAUGUUAACUACAAGGUUCUUGUUGAGAUUUUUGUCGGGCGAAAAUCAAGUCAUAUUCUUCUCAUCAAACAGGCUUAUUAUGCAAGAUUCAGAAGGCAUUUGGACCAAGAAAUUAUCAAUCUUGAGCCACCCCAUCCUUACCAAAAGAUUCUUGUGGCGUUGGCUACAUCACACAUGGCACACCAGGAGGAUGUUAGCCAGCAUAUUGCAAAAUGUGAUGCUAGGAGGCUAUAUGAAGCAGGGGAAGGGAGUUCACAGGGAGCCGUUGAAGAAGCUGUUGUGCUUGAGAUUCUGAGUAAAAGGAGCAUUCCACAGACGAAAUUGACCCUGUCUAGCUAUAAACACAUUUAUGGACAUGAGUACACAAAGUCGCUCAAAAAUGCAAAGUACAUGGAAUUUGAAGAUGCUCUUAAAGUAGUCAUGAAAUGCGUGUCCAAUCCACCUACUUAUUACGCAAAGGUACUGUAUACGAGUAUUAAAGGGACAACAGCAGACAAUGGUGCCUUGGCUCGUGUGAUGAUAAGCAGAGCUGAGGUAGACUUGCAUGAGAUACGAAGUAUUUUCAAGAGAAAGUAUGGGAUGGAACUGAAAGAUGCAAUAUGUGACAGAAUCCCAUCUGGGGAUUACAGAGAUUUUCUUGCUGCUAUAGCCUCGACCACUACUAUUAUUACAAGCCACAAUUCUGUUUCUCUCUAGUGGGUGGAGCUAUAUGUAACAAGAUUCUAAGUUUUAGCUUUUAUUGAUGUGCAAUUACCAGUAGGAACUUAUUGUACAUUUGAUUACUUUAUAACGUGAGGAACUAAGGAUCCAAAACA